UCCCUUGUAGGGAGCCCGGAAAAACCUUCAGUAGGGCUGCUAACACUGAUGAGAGAUCUUUUAUGCCAAGGUUGUCGCUGUCUGAACAGACCACACCAUGCGUGAGUACAAGCUAGUGGUCCUUGGUUCAGGAGGUGUGGGGAAGUCCGCUUUGACUGUACAGUUCGUUCAGGGAAUCUUUGUUGAAAAAUAUGACCCGACAAUAGAAGACUCAUACAGAAAGCAAGUGGAAGUAGACUGCCAACAGUGUAUGCUUGAAAUCCUUGAUACAGCAGGGACAGAGCAAUUUACGGCAAUGAGGGAUCUCUAUAUGAAGAAUGGUCAAGGGUUUGCACUAGUAUAUUCUAUAACAGCACAGUCCACGUUUAACGACUUACAGGACCUGCGGGAACAGAUUUUACGGGUUAAGGACACUGAAGAUGUUCCGAUGAUUCUGGUGGGCAAUAAAUGUGACCUGGAGGAAGCGCGUGUAGUCGGCAAAGAACAGGGUCAGAACUUAGCAAGACAGUGGUGUAACUGUGCCUUUCUAGAAUCGUCUGCAAAGUCUAAAAUCAACGUUAAUGAGAUCUUUUAUGACCUGGUCAGACAGAUAAAUAGAAAAACACCAGUGGAAAAGAAGAAGCCUAAAAAGAAAUCAUGUCUGCUGCUUUAGACUCCCGUGGCGCAGCAGCUCUGAGCCAGAUUGCAGGAAUGAAGAACUGUUGCCUAAAUGGAAAGUGCCAGCAUUCCCGACUUCAAAACCUUAUGGAAAUUAAUAACAUAUCUGAAGAAGCUUCUCCUGUUUUUAUAUACCAUGAGAAGAUUUAGAUCUUAAAAUGGUUUGCACACAGUCCCUGGAAAAAGAAAUUGCUCUGUGUAUCUCUCUCGGAAAUUUGAGACAAUAGUACUCCUCCUUUGCAAUAGCAAUUAACAGAUGUGAAAACAAAUAUAAUUGACUCUAGUGUAUGAUCCUACAAAGGAGCAUGGAUGCAUUUCAAACGUUAGAUAUUGCUACUACAAUUAAAAUUUCAUAUUGACCCUUUUAUCUUAAUUUCUUGUCAUCGAGCACUAAAAAUGUUCCACCGUUACAUUUUAUAUCUACAAGCAUAGAUAUGUAUUAUCUGAAAUUUCCCUUUGAACUCACUGCAACAAAUAACUUUUUGAGUCAUUGACUUCAUUUUAUAUUUAAAAGUUACGGAAUAUCAUUAUUUUCAUUCUGCCAUUAUAUUCUCAUUGAAAAUGUUUGUGCAUAAUGCUUUGGAAAAAUGGGUCUUUUAUAGGAAAAAACUGGGAUAACUGAUUUCUAUGGCUUUAAAAGCAAAAAUAUAUAAUAUACUAAACCAACUCUAAUAUUGCUUCUUGUGUUUUACUGUCACAGAUUAAAUUACAGCUUUUACGAAUGAUUAAAUUUUAGUACAUUUUCA
Molecule: messenger RNA, 1403 nt
Organism: Eurypyga helias (sunbittern)
Lineage: Eukaryota; Metazoa; Chordata; Aves; Eurypygiformes; Eurypygidae
Gene: RAP1A
Product: RAP1A, member of RAS oncogene family
Exons: 8
Coding region: 98-652 (184 amino acids)
Biological process (GO): Rap protein signal transduction; negative regulation of synaptic vesicle exocytosis; cellular response to cAMP
Cellular component (GO): plasma membrane
Molecular function (GO): GTPase activity; GDP binding; GTP binding
Source: RefSeq, a predicted model, not a curated record